ACUGAUUCACCUCCCUGGCAAAGAGUUGGAAAAGAUAAAGCACCAUGGAUCUAACUUAUAUUCCUGAAGACAUAUCCAGUUGUCCAAAAUUCGGAAACAAAUCCUGUCCUCCCACCAGCCGCCCUUUUCAUGUGCGAAUGAUGAUGUACUCCAUUAUGACUGGAGCCAUGGUUAUCACUGUCUUUGGAAACUUGGUGAUAAUGAUUUCCAUCUCGCAUUUCAGACAGCUUCACUCCCCCACAAAUUUCCUGAUACUGUCCAUGGCAACCACGGACUUUCUGCUGGGUUUUGUCAUUAUGCCAUACAGCAUGGUGCGAUCAGUGGAGAGCUGCUGGUAUUUUGGGGAUGGCUUUUGUAAAUUCCAUGCAAGCUUUGACAUGAUGCUCAGCUUGACCUCCAUCUUCCACCUCUGUUCCAUUGCUGUUGACCGGUUUUAUGCCGUGUGCUACCCCUUACACUACACAGCCACAAUGACCACCUCCAUGAUAAAGCGGCUGCUGGCAUUUUGCUGGGCAGCCCCAGCUCUCUUUUCUUUCAGUCUGGUUCUGUCUGAGGCCAAUGUUUCUGGUAUGCGGAGCUAUGAGAUCCUCGUUGCUUGUUUCCACUUCUGUGCACUUACUUUUAACAAGUUUUGGGGGACAAUAUUGUUCACCACGUGUUUCUUUACUCCUGGCUCCAUCAUGGUUGGUAUUUAUGGCAAGAUUUUCAUCGUUUCCAAACAACAUGCUCGAGUUAUGAGCAACAUGCCUAAGAACACACAGGGGGAAAUGAAACCACAUCUAUCUAAGAAAAAGGACAGGAAGGCGGCUAAGACCCUGGGUAUAGUGAUGGGGGUGUUUCUAGCUUGCUGGCUGCCUUGUUUCCUUGCUGUUUUGAUUGACCCAUAUUUGGACUACUCUACUCCCAUACUGAUCCUCGAUCUUUUGGUGUGGCUGGGGUACUUCAACUCCACCUGCAACCCCCUCAUUCAUGGAUUUUUUUAUCCCUGGUUCCGGAAUGCUCUCAAGUACAUAGUGUCAGGAAAAAUAUUUAGCUCUCAUUCAGAAACUGCAAAUCUGUUUCCUGAGACACAUUAAUUUUAAAAAACAUUAAAAAAUUAAUGGAAUGUUGAAAAUGAGGCUACUAUGAUUUGCUCUGAAGCACAUAUACUACAUCCCCAGAUAACUGCAAAUAUUAUUUUAUUGAAUUUCAGUAAUCUAGAUACAUUUUCUGGAACCUGAACAAGAGCUACAUUCAGUAUCUUUGAUCAGCCAAUCAAUCAAUCAAUCAGUCAUUCAUUAAUUAUCAACACUCACCUCUAAAAAUUGGUAAGAAAAAUGUACAAAAGAAAUAUAUACUAUAGUG
Molecule: messenger RNA, 1344 nt
Organism: Phyllostomus discolor (pale spear-nosed bat)
Lineage: Eukaryota; Metazoa; Chordata; Mammalia; Chiroptera; Phyllostomidae
Product: trace amine-associated receptor 3
Exons: 1
Coding region: 45-1076 (343 amino acids)
Biological process (GO): G protein-coupled receptor signaling pathway
Cellular component (GO): membrane
Molecular function (GO): trace-amine receptor activity
Source: RefSeq, a predicted model, not a curated record